UGUACAUACAGAAAGUACCACAGCAGGAUCUACUUCCUCUGCCCGAUCUGCAGGAAGGCUCCGCGUACUCUUCCUGGGCAUCUCAGGACGGUGUGCAUGCAGGGCAGGGCUGAGGACGACAUCCAAGCCACUGUACUCCAGUCCAAGAAGGAGAUGGCUGAGUUCUCCCAGAACGGGCGCUUCUGGGAGUACCACAGACUUCUGGAGAUUUUUGGAGCGGCUAAUCCUCUUGCCAGUAUGUUAGAGGAAAUGGAGAAGAAGGGCUUGGUGGUGAGGAACAUUCCUCCUAUCAUCCAUGAGCCAGCUUCUUACGGUCGGCGUGCUAGCUCCACCAGACAAGCUGAGAGAGAGGGGCCAGCUGAGAGAGAGAUGCCAGCUGCGAGAGAGAUGCCAGCUGCCGUGGAAGAACCAGAGCCCGAGAACGACGAGAACAUCAAUGAGGGCUAUCCGAGCAAUGGGCCACGGUGGAGCGAUGAUGUCCGGGUGGAGAUGGCGAAAAAGGGCCUUUACAAAAAGCACUCCAUCAACCAUGACCUUCUGCAUGGUUUUUACCACUACUUACGAGUGGACUUGGAAAACCGCAGGAGCAAACAAGAGGUGGAAAAUGUAGCGAGGUUCAUGUACUUCAUGGACCCCAAGGAGCCGAGUCUGUUGUUUGUGCACGACGUGGAGAAGGUGCGGGAGUACUUUAAUGUACUCACCGUAACCAAGCUCGCCAAACAAACAGUGUUGAACUACUGGAAAAGUCUCAGGAGGUUCAUGAGGUACACCCUCACAUCCACAAACCUGCAAAAAGAUGACCCAAGUCUGUUCUCCGAUUGUAAACGGUUCAUGGAUCCUUUGGAGGGCAUACGCACCGGUAUGUCUAAGAAGAUCAACAAAGAGCUGACCCAGAAAAGGUACCAUGGUUAUGGUAAGGAGAAGCAGCCGACAGACUGUGUGGCCAUUCUUGGUCAGGCCCGUGCUGAUUUCCUCGAGGUCAUCGAGAAACUCCAGGGUCGUAAGGCAGUUUCUGCGGAUCGACUGGAGAAGAACGACCGUCUGCUGGUCCUCUACUACCUGGAGGCCAUCGUCGUCCUCAAGCACCUACAGCGCCCUGGCGUUGUAACCAACAUGACCGUUGAGGAAUGGCAGAGAAGGAGACCCUCACAGAACGGCUGUUCUGUGGCCGUUAAAGAACACAAGACGGCCGCAUCACAAGUGGCAGAAAUCCCCCUGACUGCUGAACAUGAACAUUGGUUUAGCAUGUACUUUAAUCACAUUCGGCCAGUGAUGCUCCAGGGAUCCGGGGCAGAGGGCGACAACACAGCAGAGGGCCGCUUCUUUAUCUCGAGCACGGGAAGGCCCAUCUACAACCCCAGCAACGAUUUGGCCAGACUCCAUUCAAAGUACAACCUCACACCCGUGAGCAGCUGUGAUGCCAGGAUGGCCUUUGAGACGGCAGCAAAGAACCUGCCGGAGAUUCAGCGCAAUGCGGUAGCUCGGUUGUUGGGACACACCCCGGAGACAGCCGAGAAGCACUACCGGAUGAGAACUCCGGCAGACGCUUUCCUGGCGCAACGUCUCGUGGAGGACAUUGCUGCCAAAGCAAGUAGUCCUGGAUCCACCUCUUGCACCAGCAGAGAGCCGAGGGUGGAUGAGAAGACAGCUUUUGAACGUCUCAUCCAGUCUUUCCCUGUGACUGCAGACGGGCAACUUCCAAAGAAACCUCAACGGCUACAGCUGUGUGGCGAGCACGAGCGGCACUGCUACGACCGCUGGCGUAGUGAGCAGUUGAGGUUGCGUGAAUCAUGUGCCCUUGAACACUUUGGUCGACGUCAGCCGUCUGUCGGUGCCAUUGAGGACUGGAUCCAGAGCCAGGAGUGGUCUUCCAACCUUCCACAGGCUUCCGUUGUUCUGAUUCUAAGCCGGCUGCUUGGCGCCGGCCGAGGCGCCGCGCCGGGUAUCCGCCCGCCGGCGCCCCGCGCCCCGGGGGACGCGGAGACGCCGACGGAGGACCCGGCGCGAGCCGUAGCCGGGGAGAUCCGCGAGAAGGGCCCGGCGCGCGUCCAGAGUCGCCGCCGCGACGCCGCGGCCUCCCCCGCCGUCCUGCCCCGCCCCGACGGGCGCGACGGACACCCCGCCCCGCGCGACCCCGCCCGAGCCGCCCGGCCUCCCCCGGCGAGGGGGGCGACCGGACGGACGAGAGGGGAAGGCGGAUGCGAGGGCCGCGCGCCGCCCGGACGGGGGGCUCGACGAGGGCGCCGCGGGACGGCCGCUCCCCCAGCCGCGGCUCGGGCCCAGCCCCGCUUCGCACCCCGGCCCGACCGACCCAGCCCUUAG
Messenger RNA from Misgurnus anguillicaudatus (oriental weatherfish), 2322 nucleotides. NCBI's taxonomy places the organism in Eukaryota, Metazoa, Chordata, Actinopteri, Cypriniformes, Cobitidae. The record is from RefSeq and is a predicted model, not a curated record.